Messenger RNA from Marasmius oreades (fairy-ring Marasmius), 2235 nucleotides. RefSeq lists its product as uncharacterized. NCBI's taxonomy places the organism in Eukaryota, Fungi, Basidiomycota, Agaricomycetes, Agaricales, Marasmiaceae. The transcript is spliced from 5 exons. The coding region runs from base 429 to 1808 and encodes 459 amino acids. The record is from RefSeq and is a predicted model, not a curated record.
GACGCUCUUCGCGCAACUGCCAUCAUCGACGAAUCUCGGGUUUGUAUUCAGCCAACGGCAGUAACAAGGUUCAUUCGAGCAUCCAUCAUCAUGGGUUGAUUCUGUUGAUGUAAUGACCUCGGUCGGGGUUCAGUACUUCAGUACCAGUGGCAGUUCAGGAGUUUUUUGCGGAAACGUGUUGAGAGGUGUCGAGCUACUUGCAAUCCUUCUGGAAUCUUUCUGCGCACUGCCAUCCUGUCCACCAUUCACACCUUUUGUUCAUUCAAUGAGGGCAGGAUUCCAUGAUGGAUAUCACUGCUAGCGGAAUGAACACCUAUGUACACCCGGUAAAAACGCCUUCAACACCGCCUUCGGAAACAGUUAUCUAGAACGUGCCCUGGAUAUGACGCGAGAGCCACCCUUUUCUCCCUUUCCCAAUCACUACUCAAAUGACUACCCACUUCAACGACUCGGAACAGAUUGGAAUUUUCUUUGAAGAAUACGAUGAGGCCAACCGAGGAUGGGAUAGUCAGGGUUUCCCCUUGGAUCCUGAUUUUACCUCUCGAUUCCCGUCAUUAAUUGGUAUUCGUGUAUCAAACACCGUCUCCGCAGGCGUCAAUGAAUCCCCAAUCACAUUCCCGGUCCCCCGUGUCGGUUGUAUUUCCCUAGAAGACGCUCGCAACAUCGACAGUUUAGAUCUGGGAUCACUGUUGGCAUCGAGCUUGGAAAUUAGCCAGGGUCGUCCGACUCCUUCUUCAUUCCACGAUUCCCCAGGUUACACGUCGGCUGAGGAAACCACUUCUUUCCCUCUCUCUGUUUCAUACUCUCAAAGUGCCCCUCAUUCCGUCUCGACGUGCGUCGAGCAGGGUUAUAGUUCCGCCGAGGAUUCGGCUCAUUCGGCUCUUUCUGCUGGUCGCACAUAUCCUCAUUUACCAGCUGGAUCCUCCCCUUUCACCUCGCACAGUCAUUCUCCUGUGGGGGGCAGGCCUACGUUGAGCAUCCAAUGCGACCGCGGAUUAGAGGCGCCUUACGGAUCUGUCAACCCAUCUACUCCCCCGCUUUCGUCAGACUACGCCUCCGAUAGCGGGUCUCUUCGCUCUUUUGAUUACUUGAGUCCACAGAAUAUCGGACACAGUCGUCGCGACUCCCUCACGGUGCCUACAACUAGCAUUGAACCAUCGAGAGGACGAUCUCGUUUUCGUAUGCCGCCUUACCACGGUGGAGGCCGACAUCUCCCUUAUGGUCGGAAUGGGCAUUCCAGUCGCUCCAGUAGCUUUGUGGCUAACGAUACUUCCGACUUUGAAGGAACGGUGUCCCUGCAACCUAAUUGCUCCAAUCGCAGGCCGAGAUCCUCUAGUGUCAUCUCGAGCUCUAGCUCGUUCAACGGCGACAUCUCCGACAGUGACGGCUACUUCUCUUCACACGAGCUGUCAGAUGGUUACUCUCACUACAGCCGGUCUCGCGAUCCGAGUCCUUCGUACGACUCUUCGAGUGAGGCAAGACCUCCCACGAGCCGUCAGCAUCAUGAUACACCUUUCUCUCAUGAUGUGACCAUCACUGGGGGUGACUAUCGGAGGAACGUCGGGUCGCCCGCCAUUGUGAAGGCGAGUACAGAUCGCAGGAAGAAGACCGCCAAAUUCAAGUGUACAGAACCCAAUUGCGAAUCGACCUUUACCACGAAGCAGAAUUUGAGGAACCACCUCAAUUCGCACCUGGGCAUAAGACAAUUCCGUUGCAAUACCUGUGAUAAAGCUUUUACCACCUUACACGUACGAGAAAGGCACCAGAACACUUGUCGUGCUAAAAUUAAACCAAUCCUCGAGACCUAACACUCGCAUCAAAGAGGUCAUUAGACAUAGUCAGACUAUCAAUUCAGGACUCUGUAGGACACUGCCUCGUUGUCUCUUUUAUCCCGUCUCCGAACUUUUGUUUUUUUGCCGGGUUCGCGUUUCCAAAUCUUCCCUUAAUUCUGCCUCAUUAACUUGGUUCCUUCAACGUGUGAUCAUUCGAAUUACGCCCUGCCAUCCUGCUAGAUUAUCUUUUUUAUCUUUUUCAUAUAUCCAUCUUUUCGAUACCCACGUUAAAGCUGUUUAACGCCUAGUAACUUACAAUAUUUUUACUCGCUAACGCACUUCGACUUGUUUUUAUAAUCUCGUAUACAUUGAAUGCUGUAUUUUUUUUUUCUCUGUACGUUCUCUUUACACCUUUUCUUGACAGGUCCGUAUGGUAAGAAGGCCAAAUGUCAAAAAGGCAGUU